Messenger RNA from Sinocyclocheilus rhinocerous, 944 nucleotides. Its product is annotated as SLAM family member 5-like. The transcript is spliced from 6 exons. The record is from RefSeq and is a predicted model, not a curated record. Lineage: Eukaryota; Metazoa; Chordata; Actinopteri; Cypriniformes; Cyprinidae. Bases 1 to 888 code for a protein of 295 amino acids.
AUGUUUCUCACGCUUGUUUUGUUCUGUUUGUGUUGUCUGACUGGUGUGUUUGGUGAUUCAGUGUUAGUGAUGGAGGGAGAUUCAGUCACUCUACACACUGAUGUUACUGAAAUACAUGAAGGAGCUAACAUACUGUGGAAAUUUGGAUCUAUGAUAGCUGAAAUCAGCGGAGUUUAUGGAAUCUUCACAUCUGAUGUUCCUGAUGGGAGAUUCAGAGACAGACUGAAGCUGGACAAUCAAACUGGAUCUCUGACCAUCACAAACAUCACAGCUCAACACGCGGGACCCUAUGAAGUACAGAUAAGUGGAAUGGAACUGUCAUCAAAAAAAUUCAGUUUAAAAAAAUUAAAUCAUUCAAUUUUUGUCUAUGCUCGUCUGCCCACUCCUAACAUUACCAGAGAUUCUUCACAAAACCUUUCACCAUCAUCAUCAUCACAGCAGAAUUGUUCCUUGCUGUGUUCAGUGGUGAAUGUGGGUCAUGUGACUCUCUCCUGGUACAAAGGAAACAGUUUAUUGUCCAGCAUCAGUGAGUCUGAUCUCAGCAUCAGUCUCUCUCUACCUCUGGAGGUGGAAUAUCAGGAUAAAAACAGCUACAGCUGUGUGCUCAACAAUCCCAUCAGCAACCAGACUCAACAUCUGAACAUCUGUGAACUCUGUUGGCCAUGUGCAGAUCAAGGUUUACCUUUAUUGUACAUAGUGUUGAUCUCUGCUGCAGGAUCUCUGUUGAUUGUAGCUGCAGUUGUGAUGUGUUGCAUCUGCAAGAAACAUAGAAAAACAGUUGAGAUCCAGGAGGAAGACAGAACGGAUUCAGCAUUGUGUAAACCAAAAACAAGAAAAACGAAAUCAAACGCAGAACAUGUGUAUGAAAAUGUACCCAAAAAACGAUGAUCAAAUAGGCCUACCAUCUGCGGCAGACAAUUCUAGAGAACAAUAACUAAAUUUUA